UUCACUCCUAAUAAAACCCUCAGCAGCUCUUCCCGCGGGCCACUGCGUUACAGCUCAGCGUCCAGCACCGCGCCUCCUGUGUUUCAGACGGACCAGAGAAGCUGCUAUGACUCAGAGUAACGGAGAGACGCGGCAUCAUGGCGGCCGGAUUCAGCAGAUCAGAGAGAGAGUGACGGAGCGAUCGAUCCGAGCACGGAAUGCUGUGCAGAACCUCACUGCUAAAGACAUCCAGUCCUGCUUCAAGAGGAAUGCCUUCGUCAUCCUCACCAUCACUGCUGUCAUCAUUGGUGUCAUUCUGGGUUUUAUGUUGCGUCCCUAUCAGUUGUCGUAUCAACAGGUGAAGUACUUCUCCUUUCCUGGAGAGCUGCUAAUGCGCAUGCUGCAGAUGUUAGUGCUCCCCCUGCUGGUGUCUAGUCUAAUUACAGGCAUGGCUGCAUUGGACAGUCGAGCGUCAGGCAGGAUGGGUGUACGGGCCGUGAUCUACUACACCACCACCACCGUCAUUGCCGUCAUCAUCGGAAUCAUCAUGGUGGUGAUCAUCCAGCCAGGAAAGGGCGGAGUCAAGCCACAGACACUCUCACACCAGAGUUUAGAGAAGGUGAAUGCCGCUGAUGCCUUCCUCGACUUAAUAAGAAACAUGUUCCCUCCAAACUUAGUGCAGGCCUGUACACAACAGUUUAAGACUCGGGCUGGGAAGCGGACGGUGACCGUGAGAGUGUCAGUGAACGGUACAGUGAAUGGUUCCAGUACGUUUGAGGACCGGAGUUAUGAGGAGGACAUCCCUGUUCUUGGCACAGUGAACAGCAUCAACGCCCUCGGCCUCGUCGUCUUCUCUAUGACCUUCGGCCUCAUCAUCGGCAGCAUGAAGGAGCAGGGUCAGCCACUCCGGGACUUCUUCGACUGUCUCAACAGCGCCAUCAUGAGGCUAGUCGCCGUUAUCAUGUGGUACGCUCCUGUGGGGAUCCUCUUCCUGAUUGCAGGGAAAAUCCUGGAAAUGGAAGACCUGUCAGCAAUGGGUGGAGCUCUAGGCCUCUACACCAUCACUGUCAUCAUGGGCCUGUUCAUCCACGCCACCCUUGUCCUGCCCACCAUCUACUUCCUGGUUACACGCAAAAACCCCUUUGUGUUCAUUGGGGGUCUCUUACAGGCCCUCAUCACUGCACUGGGCACCUCCUCCAGCUCUGCCACACUGCCCAUCACGUUUAAGUGUCUGGAGGAGAAUAACGGUGUGGAUAAACGUGUAACGCGGUUCGUGCUGCCGGUUGGAGCCACAAUCAACAUGGACGGCACGGCACUGUACGAGGCGCUCGCUGCCAUCUUCAUCGCUCAAGUCAACAACAUGAACCUCAACUUCGGCCAGAUCCUCACGGUCAGUAUCACAGCCACGGCAGCAAGUAUCGGGGCAGCGGGGAUCCCUCAGGCCGGCCUGGUUACCAUGGUGAUAGUGCUCACCUCUGUAGGACUGCCCACCGAUGACAUCAGUCUCAUCAUUGCAGUUGAUUGGUUCCUAGAUCGUUUGCGAACCACCACUAAUGUUCUGGGCGACUCAAUUGGCGCAGGCGUGGUGGAGUUUUUGUCCCGUCACGAACUUCACGUGGCUAACGUGGAACUCGGGAACUCAGUUCUGGAGGAGAGCGAGAACAACAAAGUGCCAUAUCACCUUGUCUCUCAACAGAACGAGUGCGAGAACGACAAAAUCCCCAACAAUGAGACCAGCAUGUAGCUGAAUAUCCUGAUGACUGAAACAAACCCAACGCCUUACAGAAAGCACAACACUCUCCCUCAGACACUGAUGCAUUAGGGGUAAUGUGGACUCAACAUCCUGUCAGGAAUUUAGCAUUAUUUUGUUUCUGUUGUUUCUUUUCUAAUCAAUGAACUCUUAUAAAAAUCAUAAAUUAACAUAGAAAAGUUAAAGGUUCUGACUGCAAAGUUGAAUUCUGGGUAAAUGUUCCGUCUCUGUUGCUGUUGGAGUUUGGAGAUGUUGCGCUGCUGCACACACACACCGUGUAUCCUGUGUGUAAAUGUUUUGCCGAGAUAAAAAACAUCCCACGUUUUACGAUUCUGGAGAUUGCUGAAGUAAGUGAGCAGUAAUAUCACGUGACCACCGUGGGGCGUGUUUGAGCUACUUUUAACCAAAAGCCUGCCUAGUGAGUGCAACUGCAAAGUAGAGCAGAGUUAAUGGCGUGUCAUUUUUCUGGACAGAUAACUAAAUCAUUCUAGCAAGCAUUUAGAUAUCUUAGCCUUAGCAUACAUGGGCUCAACUCCACAGUAGCGAGUAUGGAGUUAUUGGGGCCUUCCACAUGACGUCAUCAUAACUGCAGGUUUGUUUACGCAGCCAUGUUUCCUGGUGAGCUCUGUGUUUGAUGACCGGUACAAGUGUACAUGAGGGAUUGUGAGCCAAAUUCAGUGCAUCUCCAGAUAAACCUGUAGAUGUUCCAUCUAAAAGAACAACGCCAGAGACCUGUAGUGCUUUUGGAUGGAAUAACAGAUGUGGAGAUAAACCUGGUUUAACUUUGCACUGCUUCCUGAAGAGACCAGAAAGACGAGAAAAAUGUUGAGCUGCAGUUAAACAGGAAGAAAAACAUCCCUGUGUGUGUGAAGAAUAUUUUAUAUCCGGUUAGUGUGAAAGCUCUGUGUAACGUUAAACUGUGAACGUGAGCUUUGAACACGAUAUAUUUAGCUCUUCUGUCCAUAAAGCCGAUGAGCUGUUGCCAUGGUGUGGCAGCCAUCAUCCGUCUGUCAUCCACAAUUCAGUUAAAUCGUAUCUACUCCGUCAGUUCUCCGCGGAGUUCCGUUCUUAUUGUUUUGUUUGAAAGAACUCAUCACUCUGCACAAAACUGGGUCAUUGUUUUGUCAGUUUUUUUUGCUAACAAGUUAGUGAUUAGGCCAAAUUAACGAAUUUUCCAGGCCUCUCACUAGAAUUGUAUCUCCUCUCUCAUUUCUCAUCUAAUUCCAGUUCUGAUCGUUGUUUUGGGUCGAUCUUCCCUUGGGGAACAAAAUUUAGUCCUUUGUUGAUUUUCCUGUUGUAAACAGUUUGUCAUAGAGGUUCUGUUUAAUGUUUUUUUUUUUUUUAAUUUUCAGUUCUGUUUGAUGUUUUGGUCGUCAUGGUUGUUUUGAUGGCAGGCCAGAUGAGCUACUAUGUCCUUGAUGUUCUGGUUUAUUAGACCUAAUGCUUGACUCCACUAGCAGUGUGUUUGUUCUGUACUGAUAAUGUAGACUCGGCUGAACACCAUAAAAUAUGUUAGGUCUUGGCUCUGGCGUGUUUAUUACUGUUAGAAGGCCACAUUUGAGCUUACCUUUGCCAUAAUAAGGUCUUUAUUGGGAAUUUCCCAUAACAUUCCGACAUGAAACCUGCCUUGAAAUAUCGGUAGGCAUCUGGACUUUUGUAAGCUUUUAGCAUUUCCAGUGUAUUUAGAAGUUUAAAUACUAAACAGUUCAGGAUGUCGUAGUUUCCCAAAUCUGGUAGCUGGUUCGCUGAACAGUUUUCAAGUGGAAUAAAUGCAUUUGAGGGUAAAUUGCACGGCUCUGUGAUGCUGUUUGUUUCAGCUUUUGGACCUAACACGAUCUGCUGUUAUAAAAUACAUUUUUAAUUGUCACGAUGUUUUGUGUGCAUUGCUGUUGUGGUGUGAUGCAGUUCCAUAGUUAUGCUAAUUAGUUAAAGCUCCUCGCGUUUGGCUAUUUCCGUAGGGCCGUACUGUUUACCUCAAGAGGGAGGAAAAUGGUCCCAAAAUGGAGGAAAAUGACCCUCAGCACAUCAAAAUGAUCACAUCUCGUCCACAUUAUAUUGUUUUUGCGAGAUGGAGGAAAAUGCCAUUGUAAAACGUCCCUGAUGUGGGUGGAGUUCAGAAGCAUGGCAGGCAGGAGCUGAUGUUCACACACACUUUAUUAUGCCUCCGCCACCGUAAGGUGCAGGAGGCAUUAUGUUUUUGGGUUGUCCGUCUGUCCGUGCGUCCGUCCGUGCUUGCGUCUGUCCCGAAACCUUGUGAACGCGAUAUCUCAAAGGCUAAUGAAAGGAAUUUCACCAAACUUUCACCAUUUGUGCGCUUUGGGACAAACAUGAACUGAUUAGAUUUUGAGAUCAAAAGGCCUAAGGUCAAGGUCACUGUGAGGUCAAAUGUCUGUCCGAAAACCUUGUGAACACAAUAUCUCCAAGGUAGAUGAAAGGAAUUUUACCAAACUUUCACCAUUUGUGCAUUUGGGGGCAAAGAUAAACUGAUUACAUUUUGAGGUCAAAAGGUCUAGGGCCAAGGUCACUGUGAGGUCAAAUGUCUGUCCGAAAACCUUGUGAACACAAUAUCUCCAAGGCUGAUACAAGUAAUUUCACCAGGUCACGAUUACUGUGAGGUCAAGUGUCCAUCCCCAAAUCACAACUUAAUAAGGCGUGUAGUCCACCGGGCGGAGGCAUCCCCAUCGACACCAUUGGCGUCGAGUUCUAUCUAGUUUUUACUGUUUUCUUUGGUUUUCAGCUUCAUUCACUCAUUCGUGGCUCUCACACACACACACACACACACACACACACAUGUUCUGGUUGGGAGAGCUCUCGUCUCUUUGCUCUCUGCCUCCUUUUCUAAUGUCCAUUGUCACUGCAACACACACACACACACACACACAACAUUAAUUGACAACAGCUGCAUUGACUUUGCCACUCACCUUCCUUGGCCCCGCCCUGCAGUCACAAACUGAUGCUAGGCCACUCCCCUGCUGCCACAGCCAUGCACAAUAAAAAAAAUUUGAAAACUUCAGAUGACUUUGCAGUCAGCACCGUUAAACUGAAUUAGUAUGUAAACAUACUGCAUCAAAAUACAUUAUGCACAAUUAACAAAGCUGUAAACAACACAGUUAGCACUCUGCUAAUGAUCUAUGGAUGUAUAAACAGAUUUCAGUGGUGUGUAGUGACAGUUAACAUGUUUACAGGUCGAGUCAGUUUAUCUGUAUCGC
This is a messenger RNA of Neoarius graeffei (lesser salmon catfish), 4938 nucleotides long. It is a transcript of the gene slc1a3a, whose product is annotated as solute carrier family 1 member 3a. The coding region runs from base 107 to 1723 and encodes 538 amino acids. Gene Ontology annotation, molecular function: neutral L-amino acid transmembrane transporter activity; glutamate:sodium symporter activity; L-glutamate transmembrane transporter activity. Gene Ontology annotation, biological process: D-aspartate import across plasma membrane; L-glutamate import across plasma membrane; L-aspartate import across plasma membrane. Gene Ontology annotation, cellular component: plasma membrane. The transcript is spliced from 10 exons. Lineage: Eukaryota; Metazoa; Chordata; Actinopteri; Siluriformes; Ariidae. The record is from RefSeq and is a predicted model, not a curated record.